Messenger RNA from Leptinotarsa decemlineata (Colorado potato beetle), 2789 nucleotides. RefSeq lists its product as uncharacterized. Lineage: Eukaryota; Metazoa; Arthropoda; Insecta; Coleoptera; Chrysomelidae. The record is from RefSeq and is a predicted model, not a curated record.
CUUUAUUUUGUUCAAACUUGCAUUUGCUGUAAUAACCCAAAUUGAGGAACAUUCCCCAUUGGGGACAAUUAAUAUUUACACUGAUAUUUUCAAGUCCUGAAAGUUGACUAUUCAAUGAAUUCUACUUCUGCUGGUUGUUGUGUAUGUGUUUGUACGAAAGAAAUGUUGGAUUAAUUCCACUUCAGAGAUUCAGUUUUAACUUUCAGUUUAUCAUGUCAUAAAACAUUUAUGAAAUCAUUUAUUGGACAAAAAAGAGUUAAUUUAACUCCCGGCGAGUAUCAAAAAUAUUACAAUUUUUUGACGCUAAUGGAACCUACCCAAGAGAUUGAAAUUGUCAUAUCCUAGUCGGGUAGCUCCAGUAGCCAAGACCAAAAAAGUUAAAGGAAAGGAGAAGACGUAAAUCACGUGACUGUGACCGUUGAUUUGAUGAUUCAAUUUGUCAAUUUGAAUGUUGAAUUUUAACCGUGAAAGUGGAGAUUUUGAAAGUCUAGUUAGUCCAGUUUAGCAUAAUAAUUGUGGUUUCAUUACUCGGGAAAUAUUACAUCACAAAGAGCAAAAUGGAAAAUAAAAAGAACGUUAUUCAGACAAGUACGUCUUCAGAAAGUAAAGACAGCAGUAAAGACAAGAGUGAAAAUUCGAAAAAGUAUCAUUUCUAUAGAAAGCCUUCUAUUAAGAAAAAAGCCCCAGAGGUUAAACAAACUCGAACGAGCAUGAAAAGAAUGUUACAAGCCAACCCUUUGUUGAAAUACGAAAUGGAAGGUAUUCCAUUACCUGGUGCAUGCCAUUUGAGUCAAAAAAAUUCUCAAAAUAACCUCGAUAAUGCACCCAGAAGAAAUGUCGAAGUAACUGCAAGUGCAAAUACAAAACUAAACAUUGGAUCAAAACCAUGCACCAUUAUAAAAUUGGCUGGCAACGAACCAAAUCCGAAUGCUAAACAUAUGAGCUUAAACUCAGAAAGGCUCUCGUCAGUCGAUUUCAAUUCAACCAACCAAAUUCUAUCCUCAACAAUACUUGAAACUAAUAGUUCGCAAAAGAAUGAACCCAAACAAAUGUCACAGCCCAAAACCUUGAUAAAUCCUAUGAAUAAAGAAGUCAUCAAACAUCCGCUGAGUAAAAUGAGCAAAAACUCUUCAAACCUUAAGCAGAAGGUGAUGAAUCAAGGUGUGAGAAGGUCCAAAAGUCUAGUUUCAAAUGGGGGACCGAAACAUCUCAGAAGAUCCCUUUCUGCCCAGCAUUUUGAUCGCAAAAAUGGUGCGAGCAAAGCUCAAAUUGAGGAAAGUGACAAAAAUGUAAAGCCAGCCCAAUCUUUAGAGAAUAUGAGGAUGCCAGACCAAGGAACUUUGAAACAUACAAUAUCACCCAUAGCAGAAAUUAGCCAGGAGGGUAAUUUAACUUUCAAAACUCCUUCUGCAUAUAAAAGGCGUAGUGUAUUUAGAUUAACUCCACAGUCUUCUAACUUGAGUAGAAGAUCGAUAUAUCAUCCUUCGAAUGAUCUUCCAUCUUUGGAAGAGCUUCAGAAGAGAUUGAAUGAUUGGCUAGUUAAGAGAGGUAAGAGCAUCAGCAUGUUUUCUCAUUUGAAGCAUUUCCAGUCGCCAGCAGUGAUAACGGAGGAAAACAAGGAGAAUAUAGAAGAUAAUUAUGUUCCCAACAAAGGUAGUUAUGAAGAUCUGAUGAUAGUUCCAUCUGAAGAUUUGGAUGAUGGAGCCAAAAAUAAUAAGCCUGAUAACCAGAACUUGGAGCAUGUGGCCAAGGCUGCAUUGGUAGAUUUGAAUCAUUUGAUAAGAGAAGGUUACCCAGUUAAUCAAUGUGAAGGUUGGCUUGAAGUUAUCAAAAAGAAAUAUAGUAAACUACAAGAGGAACCAGAAUAUUGGGAAUGUCGGGCUUCUAUCGAACAGUCUAGAGGCAACAUUACUAGUGCAGUUGAAUGUUACAGAACAGCAAUUGUACAGGGGGCAGAGGUUCAGGAAGUUGACAAAUCUCUUGAUAUUCUCCUGCAAAAGUUCAGUCUUCUAAACUUGAGUACAGAAAAUUUGGAAAACGAAAAAAUUACCAGGGAGAGAGCAAGAAUUGUACAAGAUGCUAGGAAUGUCUUUAAGUCUUCUAUCAUUAAAUUUGCUGUUCAAGAGAAGAAACUGAGAAAGAAUGACACAGAACCCAAGCUGGUGGCUACCCCUGUACGCAGAAGCACCCGUCUUUCGCGUUCUGCCUACACCUGCACCCCAGGAGUCAAGGUUUGUUCUUCUCUGAGGGAACUGGAAAGUCCGGAGAGAAUGAAUCUGGAUUUCAGAAAAAAUAGUGCCUUUGUUUAGCUUAUACCAAUGUUGUUUUAUAUUUUACUGUUAAUUUCAUGCAGCUUCAACAGGUUGGAAUAUAACAACCAACUCAAUCAUUUCUUUGAGUACAUUUAUACAUAUUUUAGCCAAUUGUACUAAUUGCUUUUCAGUGUGUUUUUAUAUUGGUGUAAUUGAUAUUUGACAUUGGUUACUAUCAUGAAAGAAUAUUGUGUUCUGUGAUAUGAAACAUCUCGACAGUUUUGGCGGGAACAACUGUUCACAUCAGCAAAAUAAAAAAAGCAACUUGGAUUUGAAGCUUAUUAACUUUGUAAUCUCAAGUGUUAGGGUCUAGAUCUUCAUUUCUUUAAUUUUGUAUUAAGCUCAAAUAACCCAGUGACCAUUCUUACCUUAAAUGAAAAUGUUUUGCUAAGGUCUGAAGUAAAUUCUGUUAGAAUUUUUUAUUUAGAUGCUACUGACCUAGUAUAUUUUUGUUCUUUAUAUUUUAUUGGCAACCUC